This is a messenger RNA of Xenopus tropicalis (tropical clawed frog), 851 nucleotides long. Its product is annotated as phospholipase A2 inhibitor subunit gamma B. Lineage: Eukaryota; Metazoa; Chordata; Amphibia; Anura; Pipidae. The record is from RefSeq and is a predicted model, not a curated record. Gene Ontology annotation, cellular component: extracellular region. Bases 28 to 594 code for a protein of 188 amino acids. The transcript has 5 exons.
CUGUGGCUCCCGUGCAACCUGCUCACAAUGAGAUCUGCUGUGGGAUUCCUGUGCCUGCUCUCAGCUCUGGUAUCUACAGGUUACUCUCUCUCCUGCAUAGAGUGCUCUGAAUAUAAUUCGACAUCUUGCUCAGGGGAUAGCGAUCUGUGUCCGGCUGAGUUUUGUGCUUCUACGUUCAUCAGGGAAUCCAGCCCAGGUGGGAGUAUUAUGCAGAUAAAGAGAUUCUGUGCCGCUAAGUCGCAGUGCGGUGAGACGGGCAGCGCCACCUACGGGUACGUCAGAAGACACAUGAUUACCAGCUGCUGUGACAGUGACAACUGCGCCCCAGAGGUGCCCGAAUUCCCCGAAGCCACCGAGGAGCCCAAUGGCAACAGCUGCCCAAACUGCUUCCCCCCAACCUCUGAGGAAUGUGACCCGGUAGAACGGGCCCAGUGUGCCGCCAGCGAGGACAAGUGUUUCGUCCAUUUCUUUAAACAAGAUGACUUAGAGUUCAGGAUUGGCGGUUGCGCCAGCGACUCUAUGUGCCAGCCGGACAGGUUCCCUGAGUACAGCUACGAGGAGGUCUCUACCACCUGUGCCCGGGUUUCCCAGUGACCCCUGCAGCCGCAUCGACUUUCAUUCUGGAUGAGCUUUUCUCUAGGGGGCAUGUCAGUGAUUAUUUCCUAUUGAUUUAAGGGGGCACUUUCAAGCUUUAGUAUGUUAUAGAACUGCGUUUUCUAAACAACUUUUCAAUUGGUCUUCAUUGUUUAUUUCCUAUAGUUUUUGUUCUGUGUGCCCUUUUCUUCUAACUCUUCCCAGCUUUCAAAUGGGGGUCACUGACCCCGGCAGCCAAACCCUAUUGCUCUGUGAGG